UUAGUUGGUUAACGGGGCUCGGACCGUGGGACCGGGCGCCGUUCAGUCCCAGAGAGAGAGGGAGAGAGGGGAGGCAUGGGCGAGCAACGGAUUGAAGAACAAGAAAAUAUAUUUCCAUUUCUGUAAUUUAAAGGAAUCUCUUUCAUUUUUUCAUCCAGUUUGUUCUCUGAACAGGGCGAUGGGUCCGAGGGUCCCCCGAUCUUCUGGCCGUCGGUAUCACCGCCUGACGUGAAGAGGAAGCGUUCCCACUGCCUGCUCUCUGCAGCCCGACAGCGCCACCCUGUGGAUUCUCCGUGGAGCUGCAGCCAUGGCGGAUCCUGUUGAUCCUGAUUAUUCUGAUUUAAUAGCAAGACAUUACAAUUACACCGGCAAAUACCGCAAAGUAGAGCCUGAUGCUAGAAUAAAGGCAGACUCUGUGGUGUUCAUCAUCGUCUGCUGUUUCAUCGUCAUGGAAAACGUCUUGGUUCUGCUCACCAUAUGGCGGACCAAGAAGUUCCACAAGCCCAUGUAUUAUUUCAUUGGGAACCUGGCCCUGUCCGACCUGCUGGCCGGCCUGGUGUACACGGCCAACAUCCUGUUGUCGGGGGCCAACACCUACAAGCUGAGCCCCACCCAGUGGUUCUUCAGGGAGGGCAGCAUGUUCGUGGCCCUGGCCGCCUCGGUCUUCAGCCUCCUUGCAAUCGCCAUCGAGCGCCACCUCACCAUGCUUCAGAUGAAGCUGCACAACCAGGGCAAGGCGCACCGCGUGUUCCUGCUGAUCAGCGCCGUGUGGAUGGUGGCGGCCCUGCUGGGAGGCCUCCCGGUCAUGGGCUGGAACUGCAUCAGCAGCAUGGAGACCUGCUCCACCGUGCUACCGCUCUACCACAAGACCUACAUCCUGUUCUGCACCAGCGUGUUCUCCAUCAUCCUGCUGGCCAUCGUGGUUCUGUACGCACGCAUCUACGCCCUGGUCCGAACCCGCAGCCGCAAGCUGGUGUUCCGCAAGGCGCCCAACGGCCGGGGCAGCAGCGGGGCCAACAGCAAGAGCUCGGAGAAGUCCAUGGCCCUGCUGAAGACGGUGAUCAUCGUGCUGAGCUGCUUCAUCGCCUGCUGGGCGCCGCUCUUCGUGCUGCUGCUGCUGGACGUGGCCUGCCACACUAAGGGCUGCCUCAUCCUGUACCAGGCCGAGUGGUUCCUGGCCCUGGCGGUCCUCAACUCUGCCAUGAACCCCCUUAUCUACACUCUGACCAGCAAGGAGAUGCGCAGAGCCUUCCUGAGCACCCUGCUGUGCUCCACCUCCUGCCUCCGGCCCACGGGCAAGGUGGCUCGGCCAAUCAUGGGAGCUGAAUUCAGCCGGAGCAAGUCGGAUAACUCUUCGCACCCCAAUAAGGACGACAUUGAGGGGCCCCUGAGGGACACGGCCGUGUCCACAGGCACCGACACCACCUCCUAGAACAGGACAGAACCGUGGCUACAUGCUACUGCAGGUGGCUGCACACUACAUAACAGUGGCUACAUGCUACAUACCUGUACUUCACGAUACCGGUGGCUACAUGCUACAUACCUGUACUUCACGAUACUGGUGGCUACAUGCUACAUACCUGUACUUCACGAUACCGGUGGCUACAUGCUACAUACCUGUGCUUCACGAUACUGGUGGCUACAUGCUACAUGCCUGUGCUUCACGAUACUGGUGGCUACAUGCUACAUACCUGUACUUCACGAUACUGGUGGCUACAUGCUACAUACCUGUACUUCAUGAUACCGUUGGCUACAUGCUACAUGCCUGUAAUUCACGAUACCAGUGGCUACAUGCUACAUGCCUGUGCUUCAUGAUACCGUUGGCUACAUGCUACAUGCCCGUUCUUCACAGAGCCAGCCAGCAUGUUUGUGCACAAGCAUUUUGACUAGUUAUAAUCAGGUCUUACUGGUUAUAACAGUGGUUGACUUCUUCUUACUAGAUAGUUAUGACUAGUUAUAACUGGUUGUCAUCAGUUAUAACCAGUUCUGAACAGUUAUUGCUGGUUCUGGCUGGUUAAAAUUGAACCUUAUAACUGGUUCUGGACAAUUUUCUAUGGUUCUGACUGGUUAUAACUGGUUCUGGCCAGUUUUCUAGGGUUCUGACAGGUUAUAUCUGUUCCUCACCAGUUCUCAACAAGCCUCAAAGCAGGUCUACCCUUCAUGGAAACAUGUAAAGCACUCGCUUAACGACAACCUUUACAACAGAAACUUAAUCUUCCUAGGCAGAAAAAUAGAAUAAUGUGCGGUGCUCUUUGAGAAUGUAUUUUGUACUUCGGUUUGUCCGUUGUAGCGCGGAUAAUGUAUAAUGUGGAUAAUGUUUCUGAUGUCUGCUGCACUUCAAGGCUUAGAUGAUCUGUUGUCUUAGCCAUAUUGCUAGGUAGCUAGGUAUUGCUUGCUCUUUAAAGCCACCUUUUCUUAUCUUAGCUCUUCCUAAAGUCCAUUUGCACAUUGUAACUUUUGAAUGUGUUUGUCAUUUGUUUCACUCUUAAUAAACAUCAGAAUAAAAUCAAAA
Gadus morhua (Atlantic cod) is the source of this 2512-nucleotide messenger RNA. RefSeq names its product sphingosine-1-phosphate receptor 1 (gene s1pr1). The record is from RefSeq and is a predicted model, not a curated record. Gene Ontology annotation, molecular function: sphingosine-1-phosphate receptor activity. NCBI's taxonomy places the organism in Eukaryota, Metazoa, Chordata, Actinopteri, Gadiformes, Gadidae. Gene Ontology annotation, cellular component: membrane. The transcript is spliced from 2 exons. The coding region runs from base 308 to 1432 and encodes 374 amino acids. Gene Ontology annotation, biological process: G protein-coupled receptor signaling pathway.